Molecule: messenger RNA, 9779 nt
Organism: Oncorhynchus kisutch (coho salmon)
Lineage: Eukaryota; Metazoa; Chordata; Actinopteri; Salmoniformes; Salmonidae
Gene: slc25a37
Product: solute carrier family 25 member 37
Exons: 4
Coding region: 5711-6523 (270 amino acids)
Biological process (GO): iron import into the mitochondrion
Cellular component (GO): mitochondrial membrane
Molecular function (GO): ferrous iron transmembrane transporter activity
Source: RefSeq, a predicted model, not a curated record
AACCAAGUGAUGGGCUCAGUAACACUUUUCAUUCGUAUCAUUAUGCAUUUCUGCUUUCCAACUCAUCAGCACGCAGGGGAGGAAAUAACCUUACCAGUUUAAAUGUGUGAACGCUAGGUAGUUGGCUAGCUAGCUAGACGCUAGCGCUAAUUAGCCAGCUACUAGCCAGCCAACUUACGCGUUAUGAGACAUGCCUUAGCAUAGCAAGACACUCGCUCGCAUAUGUGAAAUUCUCCCUGUCUUCCUGAAAGUACUCACCCUGUUAAUGAAACAUCAUGCAAUUGAACGUUUCCAGUAUUUAACCGCACACUUAGUUACAGCUGCUAACCAGCUAAGUUAGCUAGCUUGUUUGCUAAAACUUUUAAAUCCAACAACCUUCAAGUUCAGAGUGAAGCAUGGACAUGUAGACAUAGCUAUCUGACAUUACACACUCAGUGCCCAUUUGUUCUAUACAAUUCUUUAUCUUACCCACAUCUGAACUUAUUGAACUGGUUGUCAGACAAUUGAGGCAAACAGGUGAAGGUCACAUGGCUGUGUGCCAGGUUAGAGCUGUCAACGGUGCUCAAAUUUAGGUGACAUUGUGGUCAACUGUAGCUAGUGGUUAUUGUAAAAUAUACUAAACCAAAUAAUUAAUUUCUGGACUAGUCAAAGUUUAUAGGCUUCUAGGUAACCUAUAGUAUAAGAGGACAUACAAGUAAUGAGUAAUUGGCUUUGAACUCUGUACCCCGCUAUGCCCCCUCAUUGCAUACCAGUAGUUAUUUCCCAGAUAAUUUCAUGAAGUUCAUUCAUACAUUUUUAUUUAAGUACAUUGCAUGUACAUUUGAAACAUGUUUGACUUGACAAAUCAGUAGAGAACACUGACUACCUACAGAGAAUAAAGCUUGUGGCAAAAAAAGGCAUAGGCUACAUGGUCUAACAUUUUUAAUCAGUCAGACCAUCAGAAUGAGAUGAUCGGAUAUGGAGCCAAAUUAGCCUGUGUCUCUUCAACAGGGUUACACAAGCCAUUGUUGCCACUUCCUCCUCUGUAACUGCAAGAAUCUGUAGUUGGACCUUUCAUGCUGCCCAUCUUACAACGUAAGGUUUUAGAGCCAGACUUUACACAUCUAGUCAACACAGCCAAACCUAGCCACAGUGUUUCAUUAACUCCGCUGCUGGGUUGUUCCACCAAUUAGGUGCCUUUGAGCACUAACUUGGUGAGAAAAAGUUAUAUUUCACCUAAUUUUAACAUUCUGUCAUGAAGAGCACAUGUUCAAUUAAAAAAAUGUUUUUCCCUCGAGACAAAAAAAUAAGACUUAAGUGCAAAAUAAAGUGACAGGGUUGACCGUGAUAGGGUAGAAAAUCCCCUUGUGACGGGGGAAUGGAAGCUUGUGUGAAACAGGGAGGGGCAAUUGAAUGCAAGCUUCACAAAACAUUUUACACGGUUAAAACAUUUGUAGCCUGUCUAUGGGUAAUAGGGUUGAUGUGUUAUGCUCGACCCGCUCAGUGUUCCACCACAAAACACCAGAAAAUAUAGUAAAAGAGUAGAAGCAGCUCACCUGCUUUUACAAUAUUAUUUGGCUAUUCAAUGUUUCUUUUAGAAUUUCAUUUUUCAAAAGGAAUAGUUUCACCAUGUUAAAAUGUGUUCAGUUCACAUAACAGGAUUGACCUUCAAAUAGAGUACAGGUUGUUGUUUUUUUUACCUUAAAAGUAAUAUUCAGAAAUCACUGUCAAAGCAACAAUAUUAACGAGGGCUUUACAAUAAUGUUGAAGUGCGUUAAUCUUCCUAGAAGUCAGAGGAUGCACGGAGGGACAUGUCAAAAUGCUGCAUUUUGGCACUUUAGCAAGUCUUAUUCCCCUUAAAAUUAAAUAUUGGUGCACAAUUUAUACUUAACGUAUGAAAUGGAUGCAAAAGGCACUCAUUUUGUGGAUGACCCUGCUAUGAACUUAUUUUUUUUAUGGAGGAAUGGUUUAGAGUUAAGUAGAUAUACUAUAGGCCUACUUCUAUUAACUAUAUGUCCCUCUGUGCUACUACUAGAAGUGUUAUCUUCAUGUCCCAAUGGGCGUAAGCAUUUGGAAUCAGUCAGAAAAAGGGUGUGUGCACCGUCUUUCUCUUAUACAGCUGAUUAGCAAACUGCCUUACAGCCUCUGGAAGCCAUGGGAUUAACUCCUGAAAUGCAUUUACACUCAUGCCAUGCACACAGAUUUAAUCAUUACUUUUCGUUUAAAAGAAACACAGAACACACUGACGUCCACAGCCACCAGUAGGAUCUGGUCUCCCAGUUCUAUCACAGUAGGGUGACUUUAACCCCUACAGUGUGUGAGGUUUCUCAGGCUUCUGAAGUUAGCUUGCUACUGCUGAGCCCCUCCCCGCUGAAGAGUUAAAGCAGUGGUGGCACACAGAAACAGAGAUUCCCUGCCCCAUGUCUACACUACAACCUCCAUUCAUUGUCAUGGAAGAGUGGGGUGGAAAACAGUACUUCUUAUGCUGGCCAUAGAACCUUAAUGAAUUUUGCUGUUGCCAGCCCUGCUUUUCUCUCCAGCCCAAAACAAGCAGGAUGAGCUGGUGCGAUUUUUCCACUCCAGUACCCAAUGGGUCCCCUUCCUCCUCGCCAGUUGGAAGGGUGCCAUUAAUGUUAAAACUGAAAUAGUUUUUGAACCAAAAUCUUCUGUAAGAAAUACAGUUACUGAAACUAUUUGAGUUGAUCAGGUGGCUGUAUGGGAGUUGGGGUAUACUUGUGUUAUAAUGGCUUCACAGAGUUAGCCUAGCCCUAGAUCCUGGUAGCAUACAUUUACUAAUAGUUUUAUUACUGUGUCAUCACCAAAACGUCUUAUUUUGAGAAAUGUACUGCUUCCUCUCAUGAAGUAGUUCUUAAAGGUCCAAUGUAGCUGUUUUAAAUCUCAAUAUCAAAUCAUUUCUAGUAAAAACAAAAGUACCUUACUGCGAUUUGUUUUCAAUUAAAAUGUUAAAACCACAUCGCUUCUUGGUGAAGAGAAAUUCUUGCUUGAGAAAUUGAUCUAGGACUGAGUGAGGUGCCUCAUUGGACGAGACUAAUGGGAGGGAUAUGUAACCUGAAGUAGCUGUUAUUGGCAGAGAGGCUUGGAACCCACUUUUUUAUUGGUCUAUUAACUUAUAUUGUCAGGCAGACCAAAACACCAUCCCACCAAAGCAGGUUGAAAUUUCCAGUAGCCUUUUCAAACCGCUCUUACACUAAAAGGCCGUUGUCAUUUUCACAAUUUCAGUAUUAUUCCAACCUCAGUGUGGAAAUGUAUAUAAAACACAGGAAAAUCACAUCUUUGAAUGCUCUGUGCCUUUAAGCCCAUCAGGAAUGCAUUUCCUGGUAGUAAACUGAGAUCAGUGGCAGUAGAAUGCAAACAAAUGACUCAUUGUGUGCCAUGCAGCAGAUUUAUUUCUCCUAAUUAUUACGUUGUUGGAGAUUUUACAUUACUUAAUUGUCGGACAAGGUGAGGAAAUAAACCAAAUGAAGUAAGGUCUACAAGUUUGUCUAAUAUUCAAUCAAUAGGUUUGUUUCCUGGUUCUUUGGCACGGCAUGGCACAGCCAGAAAGAGUAGCCAUUUGAAUGGCCAGAGGCAUUGUAUCGUCACUGGGAUAAAGCUAGCUCUGUUUUGUCAAGUUGCCUAAUGAUUACAGACUGAGGCAGGCAGUCGCUCUCUCUGUAAGGCUGAGGCCAGAAGUACUUAAUGAGCAUAGAGUAUAAAAAAAAUAGUAAGAUGUUUGACAGCAGUCUCAUUCUGUACUCUUUCUUCACCUCUUUGCUCAAUUUAUUUUUAGAAACAUUUUGCUUCAGUGGUGCUUAAGGGGGACUCUUAUCACUUAAAGUAGGAUCUGACAGGGGGUGGCCAGAACCUGGGCAGAGGUCCAACAUGUAUCAGUAUUACAGCUUUGAGCCCCCUUCCCACCUUCCGUCUGCAGGUGUAUCUCAUUCUCCACACAUCAACUGCUUGUGUAUUGUUUUUUUCUUCUCCCCUUUAGAGCUCAACUACUGUAGCACUACUGCAGGAAUGUGAUUAUAUUAUUAAAGUAAAUAGUAUUAAAUAUAAAUGUAUAGACCUUCAAAAUGGUAUAUUUGUCUGUAAUACAGUACAUCAUGCACCCUAACUGAUAUCAUGCAGAGAUAAUCCUGUGAAGCUGUCCUGUGUGGUGGUUUCUCUAGAGCAAAGCUGCUAAGUAGAUGGAAUUACUUGGCUGUGGAGGCUGAGAUAAUAACAUAAUGGGGAGGUAAGCUACAGACAUGCAGUAGGCUUGCUGCUGGUAACUAAAGGCUGAAUCCUAACUCACUCAAGGAUUAGGCCUACAUUGUUAAAUUGUGAUCCAGUUUUUCCCGAGUAGAGCCUUUUUUGUUUACAAAAGUACUCUCACUAGGCUAACUCAUUUGUCCCCUUGUGACAAUAUCUCUCUGUUCUCCCAGGCGUCGAUCAGAUGUGGAAAAAAAGUUAAUACAAAAACCUGAACAGUUGAGGACCAAAGCUGCUUGGAGUUGGAGUAGGAUCAAAGUCCUAGUUCGGAAUUGUUUGAGCAAAUCUGCACGUACGCGUGUUUGAUAAAUGAAGGAAGGUCGUUGUUUCCAAUUAAAUUGUCUAAUCUUGUCUCUGGCUAGUUGGUGUGCCUUAUUAUGGUGGGUAUACAUUAUUCCAUACAUUUUGCCUAAGUAAUAACAGUACUAUAUAUAUAUAACACCUUCCUAAUAUUGAGUUGCGCCCCCUUUGCCCUCUGAACAGCCUCAAUUUGUCGGGGCAUGACUCUACAAGGUGUCGAAAGCGUUCCACAGGGAUGCUGGCCCAUGUUGACUCCAAUGCUUCCCACAGUUGUCAAGUUGGCUGGAUGUCCUUUGGGUGAUGGACCAUUCUUGAUUCAAACGGGAAACUGUUGAGCGUGGAAAAACCCAGCAGCAUUGCAGUUCUUGACACAAACUGGUGUGCUUGACACCUACUACCAUACUCUGUUCAAAGGCACUUAAAUAUUUUGUCUUGCCCAUUCGCCCUCUGAAUGGCAAACAUGCACAAUCCAUGUUUCAAGGCUUAAAAAUCCUUCUUCAACUAGUCUCCUCCCCUUCAUCUACACAGAUUGAAGUGGACUUAACAAGUGACAUCAAUAAGGGAUCAUAGCUUUCAUCUGGAUUCACCUGGUCAGUCUUUCAUUGAACGAGCAGGUGUUAAUGUUUUGUAUAGACUACAGAUAAGACAUUGGAUUCACCCUUUCAAAGAUGCGUUGAGAGAAAUGAGUAAUGUCACCUAUAAGUAAAAGAUGACUACAGAAGCAGUCUUGAAGGCACAUACAGAAAUCAUUGUCUCCUUGAGGUAGAGCUCAACAAUGUAUGUGAUAAGUGUAGAGUUUUUGUUCAGUUUGACAAACUUAAACUCAAAGUUUUAUGAAUCCCUCAAGCCUCCAGAUGUAUCUGAAGGAAAUGUAAUUGAUAUUUUAUUGUUGGGGGGGUGGAAGGAAACAAGGAAAUAAGCUAAGAAAGAUAAAAAUGGCAUGUCUUUUGGUCUGCACUACAUUUUGGGCUAAAUAAAAACAUUGUUUGUGCUUUCCAAAUAACUUGGCGUGUCAGGGUUUAACAAAGAACUGACACAGCCCCCCACCCUAGGCCUGGGACAGACACACAUCACUCAGAAAGGACAUGAGUUCUGCCAAGAACAGAUAUCAAAAACAUGGUGAGACAUCACAUCACAGGAGAAACAAUUACCUCAGAAACAGACAGCCCAGACCAGGAUGCAAAGUUUGCAGCCAGACCCUAAGGCUCAGUACAGCAGCGUGUAUGAGGCCCUAAGAAGGAUCGUCCGGACGGAGGGUCUCCUCAGACCCCUGAGGGGCCUCAACAUCACAAUGCUGGGGGCCGGCCCUGCCCACGCCCUCUACUUUGCCUGCUACGAACAUGUCAAGCGCACACUCAGCGAGGUCAUUCAGAAUGGAGGAAACAGCCACAUAGCCAAUGGACUGGCAGGCUGUGUGGCCACUGUGCUGCAUGACGCAGUCAUGAACCCAGCUGAAGUGGUGAAACAGCGGAUGCAGAUGUACAACUCUCCCUACCGGAACCUGUUGGACUGCGUUGGGACUAUACAGCGCACUGAGGGGCUCGCAGCCUUCUACCGCAGCUACAGCACACAGCUGGCCAUGAACAUUCCCUUCCAGGCUGUCCACUUCAUGACAUAUGAGCUGAUGCAGGAGCGGCUCAACCCCCACAGACAGUACCACCCCGGCAGCCACGUGUUGUCUGGGGCUGCGGCAGGGGCCGUAUCUGCAGCCAUAACCACCCCGCUGGACGUGUGUAAGACCCUGCUCAACACACAGGAGAAUGUAGCGCUCAGCUCCAUACACAUCAGUGGUCACCUCACAGGCAUGGCCAACGCCUUCAGGACAGUGUAUCGCCUCGGUGGCACGGCUGCCUUCUUCAAAGGGAUCCAGGCCCGGGUCAUAUACCAGAUGCCCUCCACUGCCAUCGCCUGGUCAGUCUAUGAGUUCUUUAAGUAUGUCCUGACCAAGCAGCAGAUGGAGCGAGAGGCUGGGCCAGCUGGCCCAGUCUGAGGAAGGGCUGUGGACACCGCAAUGUGACCACACCUGUACUAGAGGCUCCUGGUUCUCCUGUGGGAUCAAUGCAAAAAGCCUCAUGGUGACAUCGUGUUCAUAAUUUAUAUCUGUGUGUGCUUUUGUAUAAUAACUCAAAGGGAACUCACUGCAAUGGAGGAGGUUUGAAAGACUUGCUGUGGUAGACCGUGGCACUCCUUACCCUUCACUUUCCUACCCAGCAAGCCCUUCCAUUGUGCACUGUCAUUCAUUAGAGGAGUGGAGGCUGUUACAGGAACUGCACAGAGAUGUAUACAGAGAAAAGGUCAUCUUCAUGUGGCAACAGGCCCUUUUCCCUAAUCACCCAUUCACUAAGCACACAACGGUGACAGUAUUUUCAUGAUUAUGUUGGGUUACAUUCAUACAGUAUGUUUGUAGAUCUGAUAUGGGAACUUUAUUUAUUUGAUUUGCUUACCAUGACUUGGAUUUUAUGGAUUUGGAAGAUACACAUAGUUGUUUGCUUGUUUUAUUUCCUUGUGUAUUUAUAAAGGACUGUUUUAUUGAACACAUUCCUGAGUUUCGCUGCACAGUAGACACAAUUGCGCUUUCAAAGUGCCUCUUUAGCAUUGAAGGCAGCCACAAAUUUAAAGUGUUUUGUGUUGUCCAUGUCCUUAAUAGAAAUGGAUUGGAUCAGUCACCAUUAACAUAAUCGUUGUUUGCCAUUGAAAUGUAGAUUCAAUCGUAUGAUCUUUAUAUGUUACCUUUUCAUCAAUCAUAGCAAGAAACCACUCGUUAAAACCAAAUGUACUGAAAUAGGACCAUGUUAUUUUUCCUUGGCCAGAAGGUUGGCAUCAUACAAUGUGCCUAUAAUCUGAGCUAGCCUAAACCUUUCAAGAUGAGGGCCUGUUUUCUAUUCUGUGUUGGAAAUGCAGUUCUGAGAGUUAAAUUUCCUUUUGGCUGAACCACUAAAUGUUGUGCUGGGUUUUUUAAACUUUAGAUAGGGCUUCAUUCUAACCUCUGCGCCAGUCAAAGUCUGCAGUAGUUUAGUAAUUCAGUUUCAGUAGUUUAUUUUGACCACCCAGUGAAGUGAGUAUUGCCUCCCUUUCCUGAGAGGUUACUGGAAUCCCUCUCAAUAAUAAAGGUGUAUAGGCCAUAAUGGCCCAAAUAUAUUAGCCUUGUUUGAGCACAGUAGUAUAUGCUCUGGACUCUCACCAAUGUGAGUGUUCGAGUGUAUUAUAUAACAAUCUAUGUCGCAGAGAAGAGGCAGUGUUUUUUAUAUAUUUUAGUGAGUGAUUGUUUCCCAGGAGGCAUUUCAUGAUGCUGGUCCUCAGGUGUACCAAACCUCCGCAUCAAACCUGUAAGAGGCUGGUGGCAUGGACCGGCUCAUCUCUGCAUUCAGACACAUCUGUGAUGUUCAUAUUUAGGUUUGGAGUAAAAUAUCAUGCUUGUAAUAAUGUACUUAGUUUAUAUCUCUAAAAUGAUUUUAUGUGAGAUGAGCAGAUUUGACAUUCUCAAACUACUACAAAACAAAUAAAACAUUCAAUGUUAGACAGCAGAAUUUGGAAUGAGUACCACUGCAGCCCAGGGCAGUUAAUCGGGCGAAUCCUUUAAGCAUUGGGUACAGUCUGUGACAAUGGGCCCAUUACUAAGGGGUUACCAGAUCAGCUGGUUGGCACGCUCUAUUUAUUAGACUUUUUUUUGGCCCAUUUUAGUCACUUCCUGUGCUCUCCCUGCUCUCUUCCCAGCCUCUUGGCUCUGAGUUUUCCGCUCAGAAGGCAGACAUUCCUCCACAUAUUGCUGUAAUCCACAGAGCUGCAAGAUUUGUUUGUUUGCUUUUAAUUAAAUGUUGUUGGGUUUGUUCACCAGUGAAGUACAGCUGGUUCUAUGAGAUCUCCAAAGGUCCCAGUCCCUCAAAUAUAGGUUUAUUCCUUGUUAAAGAUCCCAAAGAUAUGUACUGUAUGAUUUCCUAUUUGCAAACCUGUAGUGGUGAACAUACCUGUAAAAUGAAGCACUCAUUCUUGUCCUCGUACUUAUUGGCAGUAGUCUCAUUCCAAGCAUCAUCUGCAACCAAAAAAAACUUUAGCUUCUUAUUCUUUGGACCUCUUUAGUUGAGCUAGUCAUAUAGCUGUCCUUAUGAUGUUUCAAAAGUCACUUUGUGCCUCAACAUUUUCACAAGAGGUAGAGAUGAGAAUUUCUUCAAAUGUUUCUGUGAAGACUGAAGUGUUUGGUUAAAGGGGACAUUUAGUCUGAACUGAGACGAGCAGGUGAGCAGUGGUCAAACCUGUUGCAGUAUUCAUAACGGAGAGAAUUUGGCCCACUGCAUGACCAUUUCUCUAUUUAAAUUUGAAGUCCUUUUGAGCCCUGUGGGUGUUUUUUAUAGAGUUACACAAAUGUGUUUGCUAAAUAUCACAGCUAUUGUUUAUGUAAAUGAAUAUGCAACACAGUAACACAUUUAGGUUGAUUUAAAGUCAAUCUUAUUGACAACAAUACUGGACAGCUGAAGGUUAAUUAAUUUGAUGUUUCUGGCAUAUUGUUUAUUACUAUUUCUGAAAAACUCCAGACAAAUGUAAUGUAUUUUACUUACUAUACAAAUGCCAUCAUGCCAUUUCUGUUCUAUGCAUUUCAUUCAAUUUGAAUGAAUCUUAUGUUUUAAGAAAUGCUGGUCAUACAGUUGAUGGAAUUAAUUCCAUUAAGAAUCACUCGCCAGAUAUUACAAACAAUACUGCUCCUAUGCAUUAAUGUUGAGUGGAACUGACCUUUUUAAGAAACUUGGAGAUUGAAAUGCAUAGUUACAUGGACUGGAUGAUAAUCCAAUGUUUAAAAUGGUCAUUAGACUAAUCUGGUUCAGGUAUUUAGUCUUGCUUUAGCUUCUGAAUCAUUUUUGAUAAAGUAUCCACAGAGCACAGGUCUUGUUUUGCUCAGACACAUUACAUUAGCCCAAGAGAUCUAAGGAAAAAUAAGUCUUAAACCCAUGCUUAUUGUCUAGCUUGUAUAACUUAACUGUGAGAUCAUUUCAAUAUAAUGUACUUUUAAUUAUUAUGUAUGCCCCAUGACUAAGAGUGAUUGUGUUAAUGGAGAUUUGGUGAAUUUAUAUCUUAUCUAGGGAUGUUCAUCAUGUUACAUCUUUGCUGCUUUUUUGCGCACAAAACACCGGGGGAAACUGGGAAGAUUUAUGACAAGAGUGCCAUCUACAGCACAAGAAUGUUAAAUGACUGUGGUAAUGCUGCUACAGUGUAUAUAACACUGGAGCUGAAAUAAAAAUGCAGGUGAUAAAUUA